AUAAUGGAUGGAAAAAAUCAGUCCACAGUGUCAGAAUUUGUGCUUCAGGGACUUGGCUCCCCACAGAAUCUUCAGGUUUUACUAUUCAUGAUAUUCCUGAUGCUCUAUUUCAUCAUUCUAUCAGGAAACAUUGUCAUCAUGAUCUUAAUCAUCACUGACUCUCACCUCCAUUCCCCCAUGUACUUCUUGUUGGCCAACCUGUCCUUUGUUGAUAUGUGGCUUUCCUCAGUCAGUACUCCUAAGAUGAUCACAGACUUUCUCAAGGAGGAAAAGACCAUUUCCUUUGGAGGCUGCAUGUGCCAGAUCUUCUUUGCACACUUCAUUGGUGCAGGUGAGAUGGUGCUUCUUGUGGUCAUGGCCUAUGACCGCUACGUUGCCAUCUGCAAACCACUCCACUACUCCACUAUUAUGAACCUGCAAAGGUGCACUGGGCUUGUAUUGACUUCGUGGAUCAUUGGCUUUGUGCAUUCUAUCAGCCAACUGGCUGUGAUUUUACCACUGCCUUUCUGUGGCCCCCGGGAAAUAGACAGUUUCUUCUGUGAUAUUCCACUGGUAACCAAAGUGGCCUGCUUGGAUUCCCACGAUUUGGACAUGUUAGUCAACAUUGACUGUGGGAUGGUGAUUGUAACCUGUUUUCUUCUGUUGCUGAUAUCCUACACAUAUAUUCUUGUCACUAUUCGCAAAAGUUCCAAAACCGGAGCAUCGAAGGCUCUGUCCACCUGUUCUGCCCAUAUCACGGUGGUGGUGAUCUUUUUUGUGCCCUGCAUCUUCAUCUAUGUGUGGCCUCUCAAGAUCACUUGGUUGGACAAAUUUCUUGCUGUGUUUUACUCUGUUAUCGCACCUCUGUUAAAUCCGGCAAUUUAUACACUGAGAAAUAAAGAAAUGAAAAAUGCUAUGAAAAGAUUUAAAAACUAUUUCUUGAGUUCCUAG
This is a messenger RNA of Perognathus longimembris pacificus (Pacific pocket mouse), 930 nucleotides long. Its product is annotated as olfactory receptor 4K14-like. Bases 4 to 930 code for a protein of 308 amino acids. Gene Ontology annotation, cellular component: membrane. Gene Ontology annotation, molecular function: olfactory receptor activity; G protein-coupled receptor activity. The record is from RefSeq and is a predicted model, not a curated record. Lineage: Eukaryota; Metazoa; Chordata; Mammalia; Rodentia; Heteromyidae. The transcript has a single exon. Gene Ontology annotation, biological process: G protein-coupled receptor signaling pathway.